CUGGCCUGUUCCUCUUGUUCCGCCAUUGAAGCUUGAAGCUUUCGGAGAAGGAGAAACCAAUGAGCAAAGAGGAGAAGACAGAGCAAGAACAAGAACAGGAGCAGGGAAGCAGCUUGCCGACCGUCUUAACCUCAGAAAACUCGAACCCAUGUCCCAUCUGCCUCGCCCCCAUCGCUGCUCUCCAAGAAUCAUACUUGGAUCAUUGCUUCCAUAAGUUCUGUUACAAAUGCAUCGUCCAGUGGACCAAAGUGGUCGCUGCCAAGCACUCCGAGCCACCGGCUUUUGUGACAUGCCCCAUUUGCAAGACCAAGAACUCGUCGAUUAUUUACGGGUAUGAUGGAAGUUCAUUCGAGCGGCAUUACAUCCAACAGAUACACACUGAUAGCGUUUUCUUCUCAGAAGCCCAUAAGUUUAGGCUUCGGUGCUAUUACACCAGACAAGGUGCCUUAGCUGACGAAUUUAAGGUGCAACGGUUCUGGAGGUCUCGGAAGUAUCUGCAUCCGAACCACUGGCUCAGUAGCUGGGUGAAAAGAGAGAUACAGGCUUUGAUGCAGGAGGAAGAUGUCGACCUCGUCGCACAUCACAUACUGGGCGUGAUCGAUUCGAUCUUCAUAAGGCAUGGACCUAGGAGCCGAAAGCAGCCCGAACUGGUUCAAGAAGAAUUCAAAGCUGCCGUCUCCGAAGCCACAAGGCCAUUUCUAGCAGGGAGGGCCGAGAGAUUCACCGAUGAAAUGGAGCUGUUUCUGGCUUCCGGUUUGAAUCUCGAAGCUUAUGACGAAGUCUACAGGCAACAAGUUGGCAGAGAUACAACCGGAGUGACCAGUGAAUCUCCUGCUGAAGACAGGACAUCAUCACAUGUUGCUCUGGACAUGCUCAUCUUUGAUGACAUUUCUGAUGAAGCUGAUUGACACCAUUAUGUGUUCAAUUAUAAUCAUGUUGACCCUCAGCACGCAUUUCAUUUCAUCUCCAUUUCAUUUCA
Punica granatum (pomegranate) is the source of this 979-nucleotide messenger RNA. NCBI's taxonomy places the organism in Eukaryota, Viridiplantae, Streptophyta, Magnoliopsida, Myrtales, Lythraceae. The record is from RefSeq and is a predicted model, not a curated record.